Molecule: messenger RNA, 1587 nt
Organism: Oryza brachyantha (malo sina)
Lineage: Eukaryota; Viridiplantae; Streptophyta; Magnoliopsida; Poales; Poaceae
Exons: 5
Coding region: 1-1587 (528 amino acids)
Biological process (GO): fatty acid metabolic process
Molecular function (GO): stearoyl-[ACP] desaturase activity; protein binding
Source: RefSeq, a predicted model, not a curated record
AUGGGUCCUACAUUAAGGCAAGCAGCAGAGGAAGGGGACAUGGAGAAACUAACGAAUGUCUUGGCUUUCAACCCAGACAUGGUUUACUCGAUAACACUCGAUAAACAGAACACGGCUCUCCACAUAGCAGCCUCAAAUGGACAUUAUAGGUUUGUUCACCAUUUCCUUAUCUCCGUGGGUGUUGAUGCUCAGCUCGUCAUUAGCAAGAACUUGGACGAGGAAACUCCUUUACAGCUGGCAGUGAGAGAGGGGCAUGGCGAAGUUGUGGAGCAUUUGAUCAAGUAUCAGGUGUGGGCAAGAACACGCCACCGCAGACGCCCUUGGCAACACGGCACGGCUGGUGGGCCCCGCGGCCAUGGCAAAGCCACGCUCGCAUGCAUCUGUGGCACGGUCGCCGCCGAUGAGAAACGGCAUGAGGCUGCCUCCACCCGCAUCAUCUCCAAGCUCUUCGAGGCAGACCUGGACGCCGGCAUGCAUGCGCUGGCGUACAUGCUGCGCCGCGGGGUCGCCAUGCGCACCUCGCCCAUCGUCGACGGCGACCACGACGACCUCUAUGCCUGCGUCGUGUCCCUCGUCGAGCGGUCCGGCAUGUACACGAUACCAAAUCCAUACAUGCAUGAGGCAUUGCGUGCAUCAGUAGAAGAAGGAAACAUCCAUAAAAUGUUGGAGCUCACUGUUGACCAAGGCAUUUCCAUGUUUUUCACCGUGACGCCAGAAUAUCUUAACAAUGUUCUUCACAUUGCAGCAUUGAAGGGAGACGUGCAAUUUGUCCAUCAUGUCCUCCUUUAUGUUACCUCAUAUCCAAGGGUUAUCAGAGAGUUGCUGAAACAGUGCCCCGAUCUGAGCGAGGUGCUGGACAAGGCAGGGCAAAACAUCUUCCACGUCGCCGUCCUCGCGGACAGGCCCAGGAUACUCAGCUGGUUUCUCAGGUACGUGCUGCACGCGGAGAUGGUGAACCAGCAGGAUCUCAACGGGGAUACGCCAUUGCAUCUCGCAGCCAAAAAUGUGUUCAUCCAACCAGCUCGGCUGCUGCUCAAGGAUCCCAGGGUUAACCGCAACAUCGUUAACCGUGAUUGGUAUACCGCGCUUGACAUCUCCCGGGAAAAAGCAUUAAUACGAUCCGAGCUUAAUGCCUAUCAGUUAAACAUUUGGAAGGAGAUGUUUAAGCGUCAGGAAAUUAUGUCCGAACCGCCCCACAAUGACUCAAUAUGGCAGAGACCAAUGGGAGGACGAGUUGGCCCUCCUAGUGAUGAUGAAGUCAGGAUAUAUGUAUACAUCGUUGUGGCUGCCUUCAUCACCAUGGCAACGUUCAGGGCAACAUUCACCAUGCCUGGGCGCUACGACCCACGCUCCGGCUUUGCAAUUGCCGGGCACCAUUGGGCAUUCAAGUUAUCUGUUCUGUGUAACACCACAUCGACGUGCAGCUCAGCUCUUGUCGUCCUGCUGCUCAUUGCGCAAUGGCAUAGUGCAACGUGGAUCGUGCUGGAUGCCCUGGUUUGGGCUAACAGGUUCAUCAUUCUCGCCCUAUUCACCAUGGUUGUCUCGAUGUUGAUGGCCAUAUACCUCACCGUUUUACCAUCGUCCUAG